Messenger RNA from Pimephales promelas (fathead minnow), 1961 nucleotides. The record is from RefSeq and is a predicted model, not a curated record. Lineage: Eukaryota; Metazoa; Chordata; Actinopteri; Cypriniformes; Leuciscidae.
CUGGUCUAAUGCUGUCAAGGCCAUUGCACGUCUUCUGAGAAGGGUUAAGAAGGAUAAGUCUAAUUCACCAGCAUCAGUGAGUGAACAAGAACAAGCUAGAUGCUUGAUUCUAAAAGGAGUGCAGAAACAAGUUUAUCAGAAAGAAAUGGAUGUCCUGAGUCAAGGUAAACAGCUUCCAUGUCAUAACAGACUUCAUCAUCUAGACACCUUCAUAGAUACGGACGGUAUGAUUAAGGUGGGAGGAAGAUUAAGUCACUCGUCAUGCACUCAUGUGUUCAAGCACCCACUGAUUCUUCCCAAAGAACAUCAUGUAACUAAGCUGAUAAUUGCACACUAUCAUGAAAGUGUUAAGCAUCAAGGGAAAGGUUUCACGAUUAAUGCUAUCAGAUCUUCAGGCUAUUGGAUACCUGGAAUGAACAGAGUUGUCACAUCUUACAUUCACAAUUGUGUAACUUGUAGAAAGUUGAGAAAAUCUGCUGAAGGACAACGGAUGAGUGAUCUUCCUGUAGAACGUGUAGAGUCUUCCCCACCGUUUGUGUAUUGUGGUAUGGAUUGCUUCGGUCCGUUCAUGACUAAAGAAGGAAGAAAACAGCACAAAAGGUACGGUCUGAUUCUAACUUGCUUUUGUUCAAGAGCCGUUCAUAUAGAAAUGUUGGAGGAUAUGUCCACGGAUGCUUUCAUCAACAGUUUACGAUGCUUCAUUGCUGUCAGAGGCACAGUACGGCAGAUUAGAUGCGACCAAGGUACCAAUUUCGUUGGUGCUAAGAACGAACUGAACUCCGCAUUAAAGCAACUUGAUCCAGAAAGGCUUACUGCUUUUCUUGCAGAUAAACAGUGUGAUUUUGUUUUGAAUCCCCCUCAUUCCAGUCAUGCUGGUGGUGUAUGGGAGCGUCAAAUCAAAACUGUAAGGAGUGUUCUUAAUGCUACAGCUUCCCUCGCAUCAGGCAGGCUCAGUGAUGCUUCACUGCGCACAUUGUUUUACGAAGCCAUGGCAAUAGUUAACAGUCGUCCUCUUACUGUGGAUAACUUGAACGACCCCAAAAGCUUGGAACCGCUCACACCUAACCAUUUGAUUACUAUGAAAGCCACCACAGUCUUACCACCACCAGGAAAGUUCAUAAGAGAAGAUAUCUAUGGGAGAAAGAGAUGGAGACGGGUACAGUACCUUACUGAGCAAUUCUGGAGUAGAUGGAAAAAAGAGUAUCUCCACAACAUUGCUAUAAGACAACGCUGGCAUGCUCCGAAAAGGAACUUUCAGAUUGGUGAUGUUGUCAUGGAUAUGGAUGAAAACCUUCCAAGGAAUGUAUGGAGAUUAGGUCGGAUCAUAGACACUGUAACUAGCCAAGAUGGGUUAGUAAGGAAAGUUACAUUGACACUUGGUGACAAAACACUGAACAAGAAAGGAGAACGAUUGAACAAGGUCUCAGUAGUUGAGAGGCCAGCUCAGAAGUUGGUUUUAUUAUUGGAAGCGGAUUAAAAACAUCUUCAAAGAGACUUUACAUGCACUCACAAAGGUCUUUAUAAGUGAAAUGUGAUUACUUAUUCUUGAAAAUUAUGCAUGUUGAUAUAACAUUUAUAAUUUGGUGGGAGUGUAACAGACUUUGAUAAUUUUCUAGUACAUUUUUGUAUAUAUUUUUAUAGUCCUGUUUAGUUUAAAUUAGAUUUACAAAAUGUAUUAAGUGGGACUUUUAUUUUGACAUGUUCUGCGGGCUUCGGGGGAAAAGGAAGUAAGGGGAGAGCGCGAGUUAUAGUGGAAAGAGCUAAGAGAAAGCACGCGCUUCGCGCAGAGUUGUACUGUUUAUCAAGUUUAACGAAGUUUAAUGGUAUAUGCACCCCCUCGGAAAAGGCACAAGCUCUUACGGUGAUUGGUGAUGUGAUUUAUUGAAAGCAUAAAGAAGUGAAACAGACUCAAUAAAAAACUUCAUUGACAUCAGUAAAGAAGUGUCCAUCAUUCGAGAGGG